Triticum turgidum subsp. durum (durum wheat) is the source of this 1056-nucleotide messenger RNA. NCBI's taxonomy places the organism in Eukaryota, Viridiplantae, Streptophyta, Magnoliopsida, Poales, Poaceae. The record is from the annotation of a GenBank genome assembly.
AUGAAAACAUGUAAGACGGUGUCUGUGUGCACCCCACUAGAGGAGGAUCAAGGCACACAUGUGUUUGAUAUCUUGGGUUACAGCAAGCACAAGGGCAUGGGCCAUGACCUGGAUAGCUACAUAAGGUCUGGGAUUUUCUCCGUCGGCAGCCAUGACUGGGGAAUCUUCUUCUAUCCCGACAGGCUUAAUGGAUAUGGCCUAGAUUACAUCUCAGUAUAUCUCAUUCUUUUGAGCAACAAUGUUAAACUCCGGGCAUCCUGUGACAUGAGGCUCGUGGACCAGUACACUGGAUUCCCAUUUUCAGUGCAUAAAACAGAACUUAGAACUUUCAGUUCCGGUGACUUCACUAACUUUGCUCCUGAGACUCCUUAUUUCAUGAGGCGAAGUGAGUUUGAGGGAUCUCCGUACCUUAGGGAUGAUCGCUUGACGAUCGAAUGCAUCGUCACUGUUUUCAAGAUGCCACAUGUUACUGAAACCAAAUCAUUCCCCAAAAUCGACAUGCCACAACCUGACAUGACUGAGAAUGUCAGCAAGCUACUUGAAGAAAUGACAGGAUUUGAUGUGAGUUUCAUUGUUGGAGGAGAGACUAUUGAAGCACAUAGGUUUGUUCUCACUAUGAGGUCGCCUGUUUUCAAAGCAGAGCUCUAUGGGUCGAUGCAGAAGGCGAGGCUGGGGGAGUGCAUAACCAUCAAGGACACGCAACCUGCCAUUUUCAAGGCCCUGCUCCAUUUCAUCUAUACUGACUCUUUGCCUAGCAGCGAGGAUACAGAGAUGAUCCGGCUUUUACUAGUGGCCGCGGAUAGAUAUGCAAUGGAUAGGCUCAAGCUGGUUUGCCAAAGCAUCCUUUGCGAGGAUUUGAAUGUGGACACCAUCACAACCACAUUGGCUUUUGCUGAGCGACAUAACUGCCACCAGCUUAAGGAUGCUUGCCUUGAAUUUAUCAAAUUAUCAAAUUUCAUGGAUGAUGUGGUGGGAACCCAACGCUUAAAGGAUCUCAAGGCGACUUGCCCAUCUUUCAUUGUGGAUGAACUGGGGAAGAGAAGGAAGUUUUCAUGA